This is a messenger RNA of Meloidogyne enterolobii, 204 nucleotides long. NCBI's taxonomy places the organism in Eukaryota, Metazoa, Nematoda, Chromadorea, Rhabditida, Meloidogynidae. The record is from the annotation of a GenBank genome assembly.
AUGUCUCAAGUAGUAUCCCCAGCUUUAGAAGAAGCCGAACAGGCAAUGUAUGCUCCUUUCUUUGGAUCACUUGGAGUGACUGCUGCAAUGAUUUUUACAGCUGCCGGUUCUGCUUAUGGAACAGCUAAAUCAGGGACUGGCAUUGCUUGUAUGUCUGUCGCGAGGCCUGAUCUUGUAAUGAAAGCAAUUAUUCCAGGCAUUUAA